Molecule: messenger RNA, 1272 nt
Organism: Orbilia oligospora ATCC 24927
Lineage: Eukaryota; Fungi; Ascomycota; Orbiliomycetes; Orbiliales; Orbiliaceae
Exons: 3
Coding region: 1-1272 (423 amino acids)
Biological process (GO): L-valine biosynthetic process; L-leucine biosynthetic process
Cellular component (GO): mitochondrion
Molecular function (GO): branched-chain-amino-acid:2-oxoglutarate transaminase activity
Source: RefSeq, a predicted model, not a curated record
AUGGCACCAGCAGCAGUCCCAGUCGCAGCAACAGCCUCCGAGCUGACAGUAUCCGCCAUGAAGGCCGAUCUUGCCAAAUCAACCAAGCCACAGCUAGAUGCCUCGAAGCUGACCUAUACCUUCAACAAACAUGGAGGAGUUGUCCCUGCCUUAGACGACCCAAUCCGUAGAGAACAUAACUCGUCGACUGAUCACAUGUUGACGGUCAAGUGGACCGAAAAAGGCGGCUGGGAGGCUCCUCAGCUCCGACCCUACGGACACCUCGACAUUAUGCCAACUGCUUCUUGCAUCCACUAUGCCACUCAAGCUUUCGAAGGCAUGAAGGCAUAUAGGGGUGUCGAUGGCAAGCUCCGUCUCUUCAGACCGGACCUCAACUGCAAAAGAAUGAACCUGUCGAGCACCAGAAUAGCCCUUCCAGCAAUUGACCCCGAGCAACUCGAAGAACUCGUGAAAAACUUCGUUUCCGUUGAUUGUCCAAAGUGGCUCCCAAAUGCCGAAACUUUCAUUUAUCUUCGACCAGCAGUAAUUGCUUCUGGAGCUGCUCUAGGUGUCCAAAAACCGAGGGAGGCGACAUUAUUCAUUAUUGCUGUUCUCUUCCCACCGAUGGAAAUCAUGAAUGGUAUGAGAUUGCUUGCUUCGAAGGAGGAUAUGGGUGUUCGCGCGUGGCCUGGUGGCCACGGAUGGAGCAAAGUCGGAGCGAACUACGGUCCAACUCUCCAAGCUCAAGGCGAGGCUCGUGAACGGGGUUUCGACCAGAUUCUUUGGCUCCUCGGAUCCGAAGGCCGUGUUACCGAAGCUGGUGCCUCCAACUUCUUCGUUGUCUGGAAAAACAAAACUUCUGGCCGCCUGGAACUCAUCACUGCUCCUCUCGGUGAUAAGAUCAUUCUCGAUGGCGUUACCCGUCGCUCAGUCAUCGAGCUUGCUAAAUCACGCCUCUCUCAUAACCCUACCGAGGUGCUGAAGGAAGUCCAGCACCUCGAGAAACUUGAUGUUGUCGAACAAAGCUAUACGAUCGAUGAUAUUGCUGAAGCGUAUGAGAGCGGAAGACUUGUCGAAGCUUUCGCCUGCGGUACUGCAUUCUUUGUUGCUCCGAUCUCGUAUAUUCAACAUGAAGUUGAGAAGGGGAUUGAGGUGCCAAUGAAUACCACAACCGCGGAUGGAUGUAAGUCUGGUGCUUAUGCCGCUGCCAUCAAGACUUGGUUGAAGGAGAUCAUGUAUGGCAAAGUUAGCCAUCCAUGGGGUGUUGUUAUCAAUGAGAGAGGCGCUCAGUAA